Messenger RNA from Staurois parvus, 2116 nucleotides. The record is from the annotation of a GenBank genome assembly. NCBI's taxonomy places the organism in Eukaryota, Metazoa, Chordata, Amphibia, Anura, Ranidae.
CCGAAUCUCUGUGAAAACUUUGAAAUCAAGGUCGUGGAGCUGCGCGGGUUAUCCACCAUUUCAGUUGGUGUUGUGACAUGUGACAGUGCAGACUUCUUUACUACUCGGCCAAGAAUCAUCAUAGUAGACAUAACAGAACUUGGUACCAUCAAACUGCAGCUUGAAGUCAUCUGGAACCCAUUUGACAGCAGCAAGGUCCUGACUACACCUGGAAUGAGCAACAAGCUCUCAUCAAGCGCCCGGAGAGUGUCUAUGUACCACUGGACUCCACCCAACACACCCAGCUUCCGCGACAAGUUCUACCUUCAAAGUGACCUGGACAGCACAUACCCAUCCCUGGAUAAGGAUAUCCAGACCCCGUAUAUACUGAGCUACCUGGCCAGCAGUGGCCUUCUCAGGAGCCACAGAAGUGUGGAGACCACUACAGAACUGAACAGCGUAGAGAGUCUAAGGAACCUGGAGGAGAACGAGGACGAGCCCACCUCACAUCCCAGUCCACCGUCCUCAUGUGGGGACACCCUGCCUUAUUCUUCCACCCCAGAACUGAGAAACGCAUCACACCCCGACAGAGGCAAUCAACCGCAGAGCCACGAGACUCUGGACAUUUUAAAAGAGACACCCAACCACUAUACACACCAGACCAUGAAGCCCACACGGCUGGAGUUUGACAAAGACACCACAGCAGAGUCCAUAGGAGAGAGCCUAACCAACAUAAUCCUUCUAGAAGAGAAUCCGGAGGACGAGGAGCAGACGUCAGGAGGUGCAGAAAGUGACAAGAGGGAUUCUUUAGCAAGUCGGUUGGAGGAGGUCCUUGACCUGAUCAGAUCAGAAGAUGUCACAAGGCAAAAGUUGAAGGACAUGGAGCAGUCAGUUCUGAGCUUCAGUGAGAGAGUCAGGAUGAGUCGCACCGUGCACCAGUCGCGUAGCUCCAUGGACAGUUUGGCGGUGGAGACAGUGCUAGAAAGUUUUGACUUCCUCAAUACGGAUUUCAGCGCAGACGACAUGUCGGUAUUUGGCAGCAUCCGAACUCACAGCAAGAGCAACGGGACCAUCAACGAGUCCACUGUUCGGUCCUUCCCUUGUAGCACUGAAGUGGAACACGCUGGACAGAGCACGGGAUAUGAGGACCUGGACAACCUCCUGUCCAUCCACCUGGAGAUCUGUAAAGCACUGCUGAAGAAGCUGACGUCCCGAAACACUGCGCGGCUUAUACAGAACCAUCUUGUGGAGGAGCUGUGCUGGCAGAGAGAAGUCCUGCAGGAUUUGUCUAUCAUCUAUUUCCAGAAGUCGGAGGAGAAGGUGUCUAUAGAAGACAUCUUCCCCAAGACCAAAAAGAUCCGACAUUUCCUGAAGCUGUGGGAGAGCUGUACGCAGCCAGAUUGCAUCUGGUUCUGCUCGGCGGAAGCCUUCCUUAACCGACUUAAGAAAAUGUUUGUGACGAAAAUCAAAGGGAAGUUCCCGGGACAGCUGGAGGCAGUUUUUCGGAGGACGCUGGAGCAGAUGUUCAGUUUUUGGCGGGAUCAUGACAACAGAGGAGGUUUCGGAGAAUGUUGUCUCCAUCUUUCUCUUCUACGGGUACCUGCGGCGAUACCAUGUAGUGGAUCUGGAGAAGCACUUUGCUGCACUCACUAGGGAAGUCACACUGGUAGGGGGUCUACAACUUCCCGGGAGGCUCAAGAAGAUUAAAAAACUGAAGGCGAAGCAGAUCGCUCGUCUCCAGCCUCUGCCGCAGUUCCUCAAGCUGGUCGCCACCUUCCAGAUAGACGAAAACCUCAAGCUGUGCAAAACCGCCGCCAGCUUCUUCUGCCGGGCGUCUUCCAACAAACAUUUCAAGCAAAAGGCCUUGCUGUACUACACUGAACUUUUAUCCGACAAAGAUCCCAAACUGCAGAGAUCUGCCUGUCUGGCCCUCAAACAUCUCAAUGGGACGGCCAGCAUUGACCAGAUUGCCUGUUUGUGUCAGUCGGAAGUGGAGGAGGUCAGGAACACCGCCAGGGAGACCAUUGUGUCCUUUGGUCAAAGAGGGCGGCAGGUCUUCAGGAAGACGGACAAGAUCUGCCGUGAGCUCCAGGAGACGUUGACGCUGGAUGGGGAGAUAGAGAUCACUGUGUUCUGA